GAUCAUCCUUAAGGUUGUAAUCCUUGUGCGUCCCCUCCUUCCAAGAAACUUCCAGGCCGAGACCCUUUUAAGUAAAUGUUGACUCUGAUUGGUCCCGAGCCUCCCCUCCAAUAAUCUGUUAGAGAAUUGGACCUCCCCUCCGACCCCCUAAUUGGUGAAAUGAAAAUAUGGAAGACAGCGAUUGGCUAUGCGCUUAUUAGCCAAUGAGAACGAGCGGCAUUGAUGUGUGCCUGAGAGAAGGGGGAGUAGUGCUGUGAGGGAAAGUAGGCAAGAGAUCAACGAGGCUCAGGUACUUUCAUUUCUCCUUUGCAAGCACCUGCCUAUCUAUCCAUGGGGCUGUUGAGCGAAGUGACGCGGGGCCUGGUGCGCGGCGCAGACCGCACGGCCGCCUGGACGAGCAAGCGGGGCCCGCGCACUUUCUACAAGAGCCGCGGCGCGCACCCCUUGGGCUACCUAACAUGCAACCGGAAGUUUAAGCUGGUGCCGGAGAAGGUGCCGCGCCUGGUGGUGCCGGACCUGAGCGGCUUCAAGCUUAAGCCUUACGUUUCCUACCGGGCCCCCGCCGGCAGCGAGCAGCCCCUCACGGCCCGCGCCCUCUUCCAGCAGACGGUCGCCUCCAAGAUCGAGAAGGACGUCAAGGACGGUACCUUCAGCCUGCAGCAGCUGGAGAAGUACGGCUUCGAGCCGACCCAGGAAGGCAAACUCUUUCAGCUCUUCCCCAAGAACUUCGUGCGCUAGGACGGCGUUGCAAGUGGAAGGAAAGCUGGUGAGAACAUUUCUUCCACACAUUUAUUAAGCAACAAAAUGUUUAAGAAAAGUUAAAAAAAAAAACUUGAAGUAUUCACUCUUCGCAAAACAUUUCAGCUCUUAAAAGGAGCAAGACACCAAAGGAUUGGAACUAAGUGGAAACUCUGGGGUAUCUUCAAGAAGUUCCUGCUUUCUUUUCAUUGAUGCUUGAGUCAUCUCAGAGGUCUGGACGAGCAAGCAAGGAAUGUAGAAAGCCAGAAGAGCACCGCAGUUUUGCCAGCUGCUGUGUUGGAAAACUAUAAGGGAUACAUCACACACAUACCAAAUCUUGUGGACACAGUCAUGCAAGCAGAGCAGGAAGAAUUUAUGCAAGCCCCAAGUGUUGGUGGUUUUCGUUUUCGUUGUUUUUGGAAAUGCUACUCAGCGGAACAAUUUUACUGGAUUGUUUGGAAGUUGACAUGUAUAGCUUGUGAAUCUAGGCCUAUCAUGGAUAGAUAUUAAAGAGACUGAGGAAGCAGGCAGCAAACACUGGUCAUCUUUUUGUUUAAAUAAAGAGUUUAUAAAAUGUGGAG
Messenger RNA from Podarcis raffonei (Aeolian wall lizard), 1319 nucleotides. It is a transcript of the gene MRPL41, whose product is annotated as mitochondrial ribosomal protein L41. The record is from RefSeq and is a predicted model, not a curated record. The transcript has a single exon. Gene Ontology annotation, cellular component: mitochondrial large ribosomal subunit. Lineage: Eukaryota; Metazoa; Chordata; Lepidosauria; Squamata; Lacertidae. Gene Ontology annotation, molecular function: structural constituent of ribosome. Bases 331 to 738 code for a protein of 135 amino acids. Gene Ontology annotation, biological process: translation.